AUGCAUAAACUGAAGGGCAGUCAGAAGGAAAAAGUGCGCCAGUUUAUACAGUGGACUCAGUGUAAUGAAAAAAUUGCGAUUCAGUGUUUGCAAAGCCAAAACUGGAACCUUGAAAUGGCCUGCGACUUAUACUUUCAGCAUCCUCUUAACUACCAGGGUUUUCAAACUUAUGACGUAGUAGACCACAAAAGUAUACAAAACUUGUUUUUGAAAUACGCUAACGAGCGAAAGGAUGGCACUGAUAAUACUCGAAUUGGGCCUCACGGGAUGGUUCGUUUAUUGGCUGACUUAGAAUUGGAUCCGACAGAAAGGACAGUUUUAUUACUUGCUUGGAAAUUAAAAGCACAAACACAAUGCGAAUUCUCUUAUCAGGAAUUCGUAACUGGCUUGACUGAAUUAAAGGCUGACAGCUUGGAAAAGUUGAAAAGCAAACUACCAUCUUUGAGUGAAGAAGUGAGACAAAGUCCCGAUAAAUUUCGUCAGUUUUACCAGUUUACUUUUAACUACGCCAGGACUUCCACUCAGAGAUGUCUCGAUGUGGGCGUUGCAAUAGAGUAUUGGAAAUUAGUUUUUGGGGGCAAUUUUGGCUACCUGCCGCUAUGGAUCAAGUUUCUUCACGAAAAGAAAGUAUUGGCGAUUUCGAGAGAUACUUGGAACCUUCUUUACGAUUUCAGUACAACGAUAAAGCCCGACUUUAGUAAUUAUGAUGCUGAAGGUGCUUGGCCAGUCCUCAUUGAUGAGUUUGUUGAAUAUGCGAAAGCUGAGUUUGCUAAUUCACAGGCCGUUGUUUAA
Molecule: messenger RNA, 792 nt
Organism: Enterobius vermicularis (human pinworm)
Lineage: Eukaryota; Metazoa; Nematoda; Chromadorea; Rhabditida; Oxyuridae
Source: the annotation of a GenBank genome assembly